This is a messenger RNA of Cannabis sativa, 2024 nucleotides long. RefSeq names its product serine carboxypeptidase-like 25. Gene Ontology annotation, molecular function: serine-type carboxypeptidase activity. The transcript has 8 exons. Gene Ontology annotation, biological process: proteolysis. The record is from RefSeq and is a predicted model, not a curated record. The coding region runs from base 377 to 1840 and encodes 487 amino acids. Gene Ontology annotation, cellular component: vacuole. NCBI's taxonomy places the organism in Eukaryota, Viridiplantae, Streptophyta, Magnoliopsida, Rosales, Cannabaceae.
GCCAAAACCAAAAUCGAAAUGAGCAUUGUUAUUGAAUACUAGUGUUAACACUUUUAGACAUAUCAUCUUGUAAUUGGCUAAUAAUAAAUUAUACGAGACCCAAUACUUAAUUGAAUCAAUAACAAUAUCAUUUCUCAAUCCAAAUUUAUGUUACUACUUACUAGUACUGAUCAGUAAAUAGUGAUGACAUAUCACAGCUACUCUCUCUCCUAUUUAUUCCAAUUCUGAAUAAUAAUACACUCGUUACUUCCCAUCACACACACACAACUAGGAAGAAAGACACUUCUUCUCUUUCUUUCUUUGUUUAGUUUCUUCUCUUCUUCUUCUUCUUUCUUUUGAUUUUUAUUUUUAAGGGGCUAAUUAUUACAGGUAGCUUAUGGUUAUGGCAGCAAGAGUAGUGGUAGUACAGAUCUUGGCCGUUUGUUUGGUCAGCUUUUUUCUGUUUGGGACACCUGUUAGUAGUAAUGGUGGAGUAGAUAUAGAGCCAAACAAAGGAAUAGAAGAGGAAAAUGAAGAAGGUGAUCGGAUUAAGGCACUUCCUGGUCAGCCAAAGGUCACUUUUGACCAAUUUUCAGGGUAUGUUACCGUUAAUCAAGUGGCUGGUAGAGCACUCUUUUACUGGCUCACUGAGGCUCUUCAUAAACCCUUGUCUAAACCUCUCGUCAUUUGGCUCAACGGAGGACCGGGUUGUUCAUCUGUGGCAUAUGGUGCAUCUGAAGAAAUAGGGCCAUUUAGAAUAAAUAAAAAAGCCUCAGGACUAAAUCUAAACAAGUUUUCAUGGAACACCGUCGCCAACCUCUUGUUCUUGGAAACUCCCGCCGGUGUUGGCUUUUCUUACACCAACCGCUCCUCCGAUCUCUUCGAUACUGGAGACCGCCGCACCGCAAAGGACUCACUACAAUUUCUUAUCCGAUGGCUGGAUCGAUUUCCACGAUAUAAAAGGAGAGAAAUAUAUCUAACCGGAGAAAGCUACGCCGGUCAUUAUGUGCCUCAAUUAGCUAGAGAAAUCAUGUUGUACAACAAACAGUCCAAGCACCCAAUUAAUCUAAGAGGAAUAAUGGUGGGAAAUGCAGUGACAGACAACUACUAUGAUAACGUAGGGACAGUAACGUAUUGGUGGAGCCAUGCGAUGAUAUCUGAUAAAACCUACAAACAGUUAAUAAACACGUGUGACUUUCGCCGACAAAAAGAGUCAGACGAGUGUGAAACUCUAUACAGUUACGCCAUGGAUAAGGAGUUUGGUAACAUUGACCAGUACAACAUUUAUGCUCCUCCAUGUAACAACUCCGAUGGUAGCACCAUCACCACCACCACCACUCGCCAAUCCACUAUGCGUUUGCCUCAUCGACCCCAUUCAUCCAUUAAGUUCCGGAGGCAGUUGUCUGGGUAUGAUCCUUGUACGGAGAAGUAUGCUGAGAUUUACUACAAUAGGCCUGAUGUGCAGAGGGCACUUCAUGCUAACUUUACAAAAAUUCCUUAUAAAUGGACUGCUUGCAGUGAGGUUUUGAAUAGGAAUUGGAACGAUACCGAAGUAUCUGUUCUUCCUAUUUACAAAGAAAUGAUAGCUGCUGGUUUGAGAGUUUGGGUUUUCAGUGGGGACGUGGAUUCAGUGGUGCCAGUUACAGCCACAAGAUUCUCCCUAGCACGACUCAAAUUAUCUACCAAAAUUCCAUGGUACCCUUGGUAUGUCAAGAAGCAGGUGGGAGGGUGGACAGAAGUAUAUGAAGGGUUGACAUUUGCAACAGUGAGAGGAGCUGGCCAUGAAGUCCCACUUUUCAAGCCAAGAGCAGCUCUUCAGCUAUUUACAUCAUUUAUUGAAGGGAAACCCCUUCCCAAGUAGUUGUAGUCAUCAAACCAAAACCAAACCAAAUUAUCAAUCAAUUAAUUAUUGAAGAAAAAUCAAACAAUAUUUGAUUAUUAAUCUCUUCUCGGUUAAUUAAUUUGUAGUUUUAAAGUACGUAGAGAAAUUAAAUUGAGAAAAGAACAAAUAUAUAAAUAUAUAUAUUGAUUGUGUGAUACAAAAA